UAAAGAUUGCUAAAGGCUAAGAGAGGUGAUGAUGUGAGAUUCUUCUCUCUAGGGUCAAAAAGUAAUACUCACACUCUUUUUGCUCUUCUGUAUUUCUCUGUGUACUGGCGCGUGAGAUAGAACAGAAAAUAAAGACAUCAAAUCUUUGCUACAUGUCUUUGGUCGUAUCCGUAUAUAUGUUCUUCUUCUAAUUAUUUUAGCAGAAAGAAAAAAAACUAAUCGCUUUCAUAAACUCAGAUUUGUUUUUUUUUUUCAAUGGUAGAAGAAGACAAGUGUUCUUGGAGUUUAGUUUCUUCUUAUGAUUCAUUCAUAAAUCCGAGGAAAUAUAUCAAAUCUGUUUCUUUCUUUCUCUAAGUCAAAACCCAACUAAGAGAUUCUUCUUCUUCUUUCUUUGAGAUCAGUUACAAAGUGAGCUUUGUUUUUAAGUUCUAAUUGCUAAUUUGCUACACAUAAGUUCUGUUUAGCUUCUUAGAGAUGGGAUUUGAAGACAAGAAAAUGCUGAGACAGAGACAUAAGCGUUCUAAGAGCUGUACUGUUCCUGAGAAGAAAAAGCUUGAAGAUGAGAAUAGCAUUGAUUCUUCUCUGGAUGCUUCUCAACGCCUCAAGCUCGACUUACCUCGUUGCGGCGAUAAAUCUUUUGAAAUGAAGAAGGAUCUAUCCCCUGAUGUAAAAUUCAAGAGCUCUCUGAAGCAAGAGAUUCAAGAGCUUGAGAAAAGAUUACAGAACCAGUUUGAUGUCCGUGGUGCGUUAGAGAAGGCAUUAGGCUAUAAAACACCAUCUCGAGACAUCAAAGGCGACUCUACUCCAAAGCCUCCAACAGAAUUGAUCAAGGAAAUCGCGGUGUUGGAGUUAGAAGUUUCUCAUUUGGAACAGUACCUUCUAUCUUUGUAUCGUAAAGCGUUUGAUCAACAAACAUCUUCUGUAUCGCCACCAACAUCGAAACAACAAAGCUCGUGUUCACCUAAAUCUACUCUUAGAGGAAAACGUCUAGACUUCUCAAGAACACCUGAAUCUCGGUGUUUCUCCUUUGACAACAGACUGAAGAGUCCACGUUUGGUAGAGAAGGAGCUAGAGUCUCCUAACCUUAGAUGUAGACAAGAAAGCUUAGCCACGCAACCUCGAUGUUUCUCAUUUGACAAUAGACUGAAGGAACCUAGUUCUGCUGGUCGACAAUGUAAUCAAGAAGUCUCAAGAAUCGAUUCUCGGAGUUUCUCCUUUGACAAUAGAGUGAAGGAACCCGGUUCUGCUGCUCGGCAUUUCAAUCAAGAAGACUCAAGAAUCGAUUCUCAGUGUGUCUCCUUUGACAAUAGAGUGAAGGAACCCGUUUCUGGUGUUCGACAAUUCGAUCAAGAAAGCUCAAGAAUCGAUUCUCGGUGUUUCUCUUUCGACAAUAGACUGAAAGAUCAAUGUUUUAUCGAGAAGGAGGACAUCGAUUCAUGUGUUCGUCGUUGCCAGUCCUCUCUUAAUCAACGUUCCACCUUCAAUAACCGAAUAUCUCCACCAGAAGACUCGGUAUUCGCGUGCCACUCCCAACCAUUGUCCAUACAUGAAUACAUACAAAAUGGAUCAAAUGAUGCAAGCCUUGCAGAACACAUGGGAACUCGGAUAUCUGAUCACAUAUUCAUGACUCCAAACAAGUUAUCAGAGGAAAUGAUCAAGUGUGCAUCAGCUAUAUAUUCCAAGCUCGCUGAUCCACCAUCGAUAAACCACGGUUUCUCAUCCCCGAGUUCGUCUCCAUCAUCAACAAGCGAGUUUUCACCACAAGACCAGUAUGAUAUGUGGAGUCCAAGCUUCAGAAAAAACUCGUCUUUCGAUGACCAGUUUGAAUUCAGCGGACCUUAUAGCUCAAUGAUCGAAGUGUCACACAUUCAUCGAAACCGUAAAAGACGCGACCUUGACCUGAUGAAUCGAAACUUCAGCUUACUUCUUAAGCAACUGGAAAGUGUUGAUCCGAGAAAACUGACUCAUCAAGAGAAACUGGCGUUCUGGAUUAACGUACAUAACGCUCUUGUGAUGCAUACAUUUCUGGCAAAUGGGAUUCCACAGAACAAUGGGAAGCGAUUUUUACUACUCUCCAAGCCAGCUUACAAGAUAGGAGGUCGCAUGGUAAGCUUAGAAGCAAUACAAAGUUAUAUUCUUCGUAUCAAGAUGCCUCGUCCUGGCCAGUGGCUGAAGUUAUUACUCAUACCUAAAAAAUUCAGAACCGGAGAUGAACAUCAAGAAUAUUCCCUCGAGCAUUCCGAGCCUCUCUUAUACUUUGCACUUUGUUCAGGCAACCAUUCUGACCCUGCGAUUCGUGUUUUUACGCCCAAGGGAAUAUACCAAGAGCUAGAAACCGCAAAGGAAGAGUACAUCCGCGCAACGUUUGGAGUAAAGAAAGACCAGAAACUAGUCUUACCAAAGAUCAUUGAGUCUUUUAGCAAAGACUCAGGUUUAGGUCAAGCAGCAUUGAUGGAGAUGAUUCAAGAAUGUCUCCCGGAAACAAUGAAAAAAACCAUAAAGAAACUUAACUCAGGGAGAUCCCGAAAGAGCAUUGUCGAAUGGACGCCUCAUAAUUUCGUGUUUCGGUAUUUGAUAGCCAGAGAACUUGUUAGAUGAAAUUUUCUUAUGUGAUUGUCUUGGGAAGGGUUUUUAUUUGCAAGGACUCUGUUUCUUUGUAAUGUAUUAUUGGUUUAGUGUAUAGGUGGAUGUCUUGUGUGGUGAGUGUAGAGUAGAAAUAGAAAUAGAGGAAAAAUUGCAUGCCGUUUUUUGGUUACCAAUCCGCGAUGAUGUUUGUACAUACAAAAUCGAUUCUCUUAUUUUUUAAAAUUUAUUUGUUAUAGUAACGAUAUAUAUUACUAAGCAAAAUUUCCUAGC
Messenger RNA from Arabidopsis thaliana (thale cress), 2856 nucleotides. RefSeq names its product Itga6 (Protein of unknown function, DUF547). The record is from RefSeq and is marked reviewed. The transcript is spliced from 11 exons. Lineage: Eukaryota; Viridiplantae; Streptophyta; Magnoliopsida; Brassicales; Brassicaceae. Bases 475 to 2598 code for a protein of 707 amino acids.